Neltuma alba is the source of this 2257-nucleotide messenger RNA. RefSeq names its product mechanosensitive ion channel protein 1, mitochondrial. Gene Ontology annotation, cellular component: membrane. Gene Ontology annotation, biological process: transmembrane transport. The record is from RefSeq and is a predicted model, not a curated record. The transcript has 7 exons. Lineage: Eukaryota; Viridiplantae; Streptophyta; Magnoliopsida; Fabales; Fabaceae. The coding region runs from base 427 to 2064 and encodes 545 amino acids.
GAAUCUUUUUUACUCUCUCCACAGGACACCUUCAAACGAUCUCGCAGACCAGUGUGUUCUUUUGAUCAGUACUCUUUCUUGAUUGUUGUGUCAUGUGUGACUACUUAAUCAAAGAAGCGCUGCACGCCCAAGUUUAAAAAAUCAGGUUUCGGUUUUAUUUCUGAAUGAUUUAUGAUCAUUACGAUGCUCUUAUCGGAUUCCCUUAUUGGACUGGGCAACUCAUUCACUGGAAAUAAUUGAUUGGAUGUUUCGGAAUUUCUCUUCGUCCUUGCCUUGUUGGAUUGCUGAAAACUGAGUACAUCAUAUGUGCGCUGAAAUUUGCAGAUUGAGUCACUCUAGAAUCCUGGUAGCUUCUUGGAGUUGGUGGUGAUUAUUCGAUUUCAAAUGAUAUCUCUGUUGACUUCUUUACUAUGCUAAACUGAUACAAUGGCCGGAGCAAGGUUUUCCUAUCUGAAACGUCUCCAGAAAUAUUCAGCUAAGGGUUCUUUUAACGAGGAAUUAAGUCAGCCAAAUCAACGUAUUAUGAACCUUACAAGAUGUGUGGAUUGUGUUCGGUUAAGAUUUCUGAGUACUUCGUAUAGUCACGCUUAUUCCAAAAGAGAGUUACGGUUACCUGAAAUUUUUGCCGAGAACCAGUUUAGAACUAUGACUGCUGGAAAUAGCAACCUCUUCACUACCAAACCUGCGGCUUCUAUUUCUCCUAAAUUUUCUAGCUUUUUCUUCCACAAGGCUCUUCCUUUUGCUUCACCUUCAAUGACGCUCUUGUUGAAUCAUCGAUCAUAUUCGUCAUCUCUGAGUGGCAAAGGAAGUGGAGAUGGGACCACGGAUUUUCCAUCUAUUUCUGGGGCAAAUGCCACGAAUGCCGGCGGUGAUUCUAUCGAUACGAGUGAUUGGGCUGAUAAAAUCAAAGAUGCUUGGCAGAGUGCAGCAGAGGCAGUAGCAUAUUCUGCACAAAAGGUUAAAGAAGCCUCUGAUGAGCUGACUCCAUAUGCUCAACAGUUGCUCGACUCGCAUCCAUACCUCAAUGAUGUGGUUAUUCCAGUUGGUGGUACAUUGAUUGCCACACUUAUAGCGUGGAUUGUGAUGCCUCGGAUUUUGAGGAAACUUCACAAAUAUGCAACGCAAGGUCCUGCUGCAAAAUUUCCUGGAAGCACAUCUGAGGAGCAAGUUCCCUAUGAGAAAAGCUUUUGGGGUGCUUUGGAGGAUCCAGUGCGAUAUUUGGUUACCUUCAUGGCAUUCUCACAGAUUGGUGUUGUGGUAGCUCCAACAACUGUGGCCUCACAAUACCUUGCACAGGCUUGGAGGGGUGCUGUGAUCCUUUCAUUUGUGUGGUUUUUGUAUCGAUGUAAAACGAAUGUCUUGGCACGUAUUUUGUCAGGUCAAAAUUUACUGGGGCUUGAUCGGGAUAAACUGCUCGGUCUAGACAAAAUAUCAUCUGUUGGUCUCUUUGUGAUUGGUAUAAUGGCUUUAGCUGAGGCUUUUGGUGUGGCUGUGCAAUCUAUUAUAACUGUUGGUGGUAUAGGAGGAGUUGCCACUGCUUUUGCCGCUAGAGACAUACUUGGCAAUGUGUUCAGUGGGUUGUCUAUGCAAUUUUCAAAGCCCUUUACCGUUGGAGACACAAUAAAAGCUGGCUCGGUGGAGGGUCAGGUGGUGGAAAUGGGACUUACUACUACGUCAUUGCUGAAUGCUGAGAAGUUCCCAGUGGUAGUGCCAAACUCACUUUUUUCUAGCCAGGUAAUAGUGAACAAGUCCCGUGCUGAAUGUCGUGCCAUCUUGUCCAAAAUUCCUUUGCGAAUUGAGGAUAUAAAUAAAAUUCCAAAGAUAGCAGAUGACAUCAAGAGCAUGUUAAGGACAAACGCUAAGGUUUUCUUAGAGAAAGACGCUCCCUACUGUUACUUGUCGCACAUUGAAAGUUCAUAUGCACAAUUGACUAUUGGAUACAACCUCAAAUACAUGCGUAAAGACGAGAUGUACUCUGCAGAACAAGAUAUCCUCUUGCAGGCAGUCCAGAUUAUUAAGAUGCAUGGUGCUGAACUUGGCAAUACCUGGCAAAGCGUGCCUUGACAUGGGAGAAAAAGCAGCUUCUGCCUGGAGAUUAACUUUUUGUCAAUUUCUUUCUGCUUGACUUCAAUGAUGGAAGACGUGAUUUUAAAAAUUUGAUUUGGUCCAGACUAAUACGAGUUUUGGAGUUUAGGUUAAUUUGUCACACUUUGAUUGAUAUAGUUUUGUAAUUAAUAGUAACACCGAUGCUCCUCUC